This is a messenger RNA of Solenopsis invicta (red fire ant), 2451 nucleotides long. It is a transcript of the gene CPT2, whose product is annotated as carnitine O-palmitoyltransferase 2, mitochondrial. The transcript has 7 exons. Gene Ontology annotation, cellular component: mitochondrion. The record is from RefSeq and is a predicted model, not a curated record. NCBI's taxonomy places the organism in Eukaryota, Metazoa, Arthropoda, Insecta, Hymenoptera, Formicidae. The coding region runs from base 207 to 2192 and encodes 661 amino acids. Gene Ontology annotation, biological process: fatty acid beta-oxidation. Gene Ontology annotation, molecular function: carnitine O-palmitoyltransferase activity.
ACACACAGCCAAUAGUGCGCUCAAGUGCUGUGUGCAUCACUUGUUAGACACAAACUGAUACAAACCAUCAAAUCAUCGUGUAUGCUGGCGUGUGCAUACAUCAGUUGACUGCAUUGGUUGUUGAUUUCUCAUGGAUUUUAUGAAUUUUAUAUAUUUUUCUUCAUUUUUUCUUCGAAAGUAAUUAAGUUAAAAGAACGCAUCACGAAAUGUUUGCCCUAACGAAAAGCGGAUGCCGAAGAUUUAUGAUAAGCCGUGGAGGAGUGGCACUAGUACAACAAUUAGCUAGAAGUACUGUGGCUUUGUAUGACACCACCGAAUAUCAAUAUAUGCAGAUUAGCAAAGUGCCAACAUUGCAUUUUCAAGCGUCCUUGCCCCGUUUACCUAUACCAAAACUCGAAGACACAUGCAGAAGAUAUUUGAAUGCUCAGAAGCCACUGUUGAACAAUGAGGAGUUGCAGAAGACAUCAUCCUAUGUCUCAAAAUUCCUCGCUGGCGAAGGACAGAGCUUACAAAAGCUGUUACUCCAAAGCAAUGCUGAGAAUCCACAUACCAGUUAUAUCACUGAACCAUGGUUUGACAUGUAUCUCCAGGAUCGAAAACCUUUACCGAUCAACUACAAUCCUUUUUUAGUUUUUGUGCCAGGAACUGAUCCAAAGUAUGAUACCCAAUUGGUAAAAGCAACAAAUUUAGUAGUAUCUUCGCUGAGGUUCUUGAAGUCGCUCAAAAAUAAUAUUUUAGAGCCAGAAGUAUUUCAUAUGAAACCUGAGAAGUCAGAUACUCAAUUGUUUCGCAACGUCACAAGACUGAUUCCAUCUCGCUUUAGCUGGUAUGGUGCUUAUCUAUUUAAGGCUUUUCCAUUAGAUAUGUCCCAAUACAAGAAUCUAUUUAAUACAACAAGAAUACCGGAGUUAGGAAAAGAUAGAAUCUUUCACGAUCCCUCGGCCAAGCACUUGGUUGUAAUGAGGAGAGGUCAUUUUUAUACAUUCGACGUUUUGGAUGCGAACGACUCCAUUCGUAGUCCUAAAGAAAUAGCUGCAUGCCUGAAAACUAUUUUGGAAGACGACAGGCCACUGAAUAGGUAUCCCGUGGGCGUUCUUACAUCAUCGGAAAGGGAUCAAUGGGCACGGGCGCGUUCACAUUUAGUCGAAACGGGGAAUCGGGAAAUUCUUCAGAAAAUCGACUCUGCUGUAUUUGUAAUGAUCUUGGACGAUGAAAUAAUCGGUACCGAAUAUAACAAGUUAAUUAAAACGUAUUUGCACGCAGACGGUACUAACCGAUGGUUUGACAAGUCGUUUUCCCUCAUUGUUUCCAAGGAUGGUUACGGCGGAAUCAACUUUGAGCACUCAUGGGGAGAUGGUGUUGCGGUACUCAGAUUCUUCCAAGAUGUGAAAGGUGAUAUAUCGAAAAAACCUAGAUUUCAUCCUAACGAAGUCGAUGAGCUCUCUAAAGAAAGCGUAAACGUAGAGAGAUUAAAUUUCUCUAUUGACGCGAAAAGCGAAAGUAUCAUUGAUCAGCAAAAAGCUGAUUAUCAGGCGUGGGUGAAUCGACUGUGCGUUGAUUUCAUAAUUAACGAAGAGUUUGGUAAGGAUCAGUGUAAAAAGCUCGGGGUAAGUCCGGACGCCGUGAUGCAGCUAGCAUUCCAGUUGGCGUUAUAUACCCUAGAAGGCAAAUUGGUACCAACUUAUGAAUCUUGCAGCACAGCUGCAUAUAAACAUGGCAGAACAGAAACCAUCAGACCUUGUACACUGGAGACUAAAGCAAUUUGCGUCGCUAUGACUCAAAAGCGAAUCGAGCUUUUUAAAUCAGAGCUAAAAAAAAUGAUACUCGAUUGUAGCAAAGCUCAUAACGUGCUUACGAAAGAGGCCGUAAUGGGCCAAGGAUUCGACAGGCAUCUAUUCGUUUUGAGAAAAAUUUCAGAGAAAUUGGGUUCAACUAAGCCGAUCAUUUUUCAAGAUCCAGCUUACGAUGCCUUAAAUUAUAUAAUAUUGUCUACAUCUACUUUAUCAAGUCCAGAUGUAAUGGUUGGUGGAUUUGGACCAGUAGUACCUGAUGGCUAUGGAGUUGGAUAUAUGAUUCAAGACAAUCGUUUGGGUUCAGUCGUAACCAGUUAUGAGGGCAGUCGUAACGCUAACCAAUACAUACAAGCACUAGCACAUGCGUUCAAGAGCAUCCAUGAUGUAUUACACACAUAAUACAAGAAUUAUGCUUAUGUAAUUUGCUAGAUAUAAUUGGUUACAUCUUUACUUGAAUAUAUUCUUAUCGAGAUCACUGAUAGCUACGUAAUAUUGUACAUUUACAAGAAUGUUUAUAAUCAUGUUAUUCUUGUCAGAGGUGUAAGUCUCCUUUUUAUAAAUUUUUAAACGGAGAAUAUCAAUAAUCACGACUACAACCUCUGAUCAGAAAUUUUUACAUAAAUUGUUAAAUAUUUUUAAUAUACUUUUUAUUAAAGGA